AUGGUACGAAGCUAUUCAUUCCCAGGCGUGGCAGUCAUCACUGGGGCCGGCGGAACAGGAAUCGGCGCAGCCGUCACAGAAGCCUUUGCCUCAGCAGGCUGCGAGAGAAUUGCCAUCACAGACAUCAAUGAGACUUCGUUGCGAAAGACGGAAGCGAGAAUACUCUCCGCCUAUCCCGACAUCCGCCUCGUAGUAAGAGCAGGUGAUGUCACCGACGAGCAAUUCGACGACUUUUUCAUGGACGAGGUGGUAAGCACAUUUGGCCGGCUCGAUUACGCAGUAAACUGUGUGGGAGUACUUGGGGAGCCCCUCCGUUCGACAGAGACAAGCACGGAGAUCUUUGACAAGAUCAACAACAUCAAUUACAGAGGAUGCUGGUUGUCUUCGCGCGCGGAGCUGAAGCAAAUGCUCAAGCAGGAUCCGCUACCAAGCCAUGAUCCCCGCCGUGGGCCACAGCGGGGGAGCAUUGUCAAUAUCGCUAGCCAGCUGGGGAUUGUUUCGCGUGCUCGUGCCCCUGCAUAUUGCGCCUCUAAAGCUGCUAUCAUCGGAAUGACUCGUGCCGAUGCAAUUGACUAUUCCGCAGACGGUAUCCGUGUCAAUUGCAUCUGCCCGGGAGUCAUUGAAACGCCCAUGACAACUAAUAGUGAAGAGGUACGCCAGCAGCUGCAACCUGCUGUGGAGAUUGCCCCGAUGAGACGAAUGGGGCAGCCGGAAGAGGUGGCAGAUACAGUUCUCUUUCUCUGUUCGAGCUUCGCCUCUUUCAUUCAGGGCCAUGCCCUCGUUGUUGAUGGAGGAUACGUAAUCAACUGA
Molecule: messenger RNA, 810 nt
Organism: Aspergillus clavatus NRRL 1
Lineage: Eukaryota; Fungi; Ascomycota; Eurotiomycetes; Eurotiales; Aspergillaceae
Product: SDR family NAD(P)-dependent oxidoreductase
Exons: 3
Coding region: 1-810 (269 amino acids)
Source: RefSeq, a predicted model, not a curated record